AUGCCGAAUUAUGACUUGGGAUGCAACAUGGAUGAUGUAAAUAAGAUGAUGGGGCAUAACGAUCUUAUCACGGGAGUUCUCCAGGCCGUAGGUGGCCUCCUCUUUACACAAUAUUUCUGCGGUCUUUCUGACAGAUACGGACGCGGUUCUAUAUCAUUUGUCGGUAUGGUGUUUUGGCUGUUUUUCCAAGCACUCUUGAUUGUAAGCCUGGUUAGUUGGAGUAUGUGGUGGUGUUGGUGCUUUACAAUCGUUGCCGCCAUGUCUGGGGCGGUCAUCGAGGGAACUGCCUUAGCCAUGGUUACUGAAGUUUCUGACAGUAAAACUCUAUCUACAAACCUCACGAACAUCAUCUGCGCCGCUAUCCUAGGCUACCUAACCAGCCUGCUCUUUGCUGAAAAUAGCCAAGAGGACCAUUAUAAGAGUGUAAUGUUCCCGGCCAUCUUAUGCAUUCUAUGCAGCUUGACGCUGCUUCUGUUGUGGGCAUAUGCCAACUCGCGACACAAGCAACAGGCAAGCGAUCAGGACAGGGAGGAGGAAGACAUCGUGGACACCGAAUUUCGAUCGCCCGUGAAAGAAGCCCUAUCCGCUGUCUUCCGUUCGCCUGGAAAAUCUCUGCUAAUCAUUACGGUUACCGCAACUCCACUGGCGUUCGCCUCGAUGGCAUCUCUCAAGCGAUUCAUACCCGCGCGCUUCGACGACAACUCUGGAGCCACCGAUCAUUUGACCAAAGAUUACUUCAUUCCUUGCCUCUCAGCAAUGACAUUGGGAAGCGUGCUAUCCAUCUUCAAUUGCCUCCUGUCACGAAACCCCAACCGAACUCCACAGCGCCGCGACCACAUCAUUCUUCUUACCUCGGCUUUCUCCCUUGGCCUGGGGUCGCUACUCAUCCCACUGCCAUCGAAAGGCUGCGUGAUCGCAGGCAUGGUUUUUGCGGCACUUGGCGUGGGCGUCGUGCCAUACGGCACCGCUCUGCUUUUUUCUUUCGUCGGUUCUCGUAUCCGGGCCAAGUUCGCAGGUCGAGUCGCUGGUGUGAUUUAUACGCUGCAGUGCGCUACUACUUUGAUAGUCCUGCCCAUCAUGAACAUCAUCAGUCGAAGGGACCCCGCCUCCCGUCAUCAAUUUACUGUUCUGAUAGUUGGCUGCGUAGCUAUCGUGUUCGCGGCGGCCCGCGUCAGAGUUUGGCCUGUGGUGCAACAUCGGCGUACACCGGCGCUCGACGGGCUUGAGUUUGAAGAGCUGGAUGGGGAGCUGAUACCUCGGGUGCCUCCCCCUGCAUAUGUAGCACAUGGUAAUCGCCAGGAGUAG
This is a messenger RNA of Colletotrichum truncatum, 1305 nucleotides long. Its product is annotated as major facilitator superfamily transporter. Gene Ontology annotation, biological process: transmembrane transport. Gene Ontology annotation, molecular function: transmembrane transporter activity. NCBI's taxonomy places the organism in Eukaryota, Fungi, Ascomycota, Sordariomycetes, Glomerellales, Glomerellaceae. The record is from RefSeq and is a predicted model, not a curated record.